Molecule: messenger RNA, 597 nt
Organism: Rhopalosiphum padi (bird cherry-oat aphid)
Lineage: Eukaryota; Metazoa; Arthropoda; Insecta; Hemiptera; Aphididae
Exons: 1
Coding region: 1-597 (198 amino acids)
Source: RefSeq, a predicted model, not a curated record
AUGAAAACUAAUAAAUCUAAUAUAAAAAAUCAAAUUCAAACUGUUAACUCUGGCUUAUAUUAUCAUUUUGGAAUAUCAAAUGGUUCAAUGUCAGUCUAUGAUCUAAGUGUUUUUGAGGAAGUUAUUAGACUAGUUGUGAGGAUUGACGGCUUACCACUUACAAAGAGUUCUUCUAGUACUUUCUGGUCAGUUUUAGCUUAUGCUCGUUAUCCUCUAAAUAAACCUAAUGUAUUUAUUAUUGGUCUUUAUUGGGGGAAAGAGAAACCUCAAUGCAGUAAUUUAUGCUUAAGAAGUAUGGUUGAUGAACUAAAAAGUUUAUCCUUAAAUGGUUUUAAAACAGAAUAUGGAGUAAAAUUUGUAGUAUUAGAUACAAUUUGUUGUGAUUUUCCUGCUCGUAGUUUUAUUUCACGCACUAAAAAUUUCAAUGGCUAUUUUUCAUGUUCAAGAUGUGUUGUUGAAGGGGAUCGUGUUAACAAUUCAACAUGCUUUUUGGGAACUAAUAAUUCUAAAAGAACACGUACUGAUUUUUUAAAUCGUAUUGAUGAUGAUCAUCACGUCACAAACGACAUUUCUGUUUACAGAAAUACCGCAUAUUAA